This is a messenger RNA of Quercus robur (English oak), 2362 nucleotides long. Its product is annotated as auxin response factor 17. Gene Ontology annotation, biological process: regulation of DNA-templated transcription; response to hormone. NCBI's taxonomy places the organism in Eukaryota, Viridiplantae, Streptophyta, Magnoliopsida, Fagales, Fagaceae. Gene Ontology annotation, cellular component: nucleus. Bases 316 to 2118 code for a protein of 600 amino acids. The transcript is spliced from 3 exons. The record is from RefSeq and is a predicted model, not a curated record. Gene Ontology annotation, molecular function: DNA binding.
UUUUGCUUCUGUGCCCGUCUCCGACCCAUACACACUCACUCACUCACUCACGGCACUCUCUCACAGCUCAGACACCUUUUAGAGAGAGGCAGACACACUCACACUCACACUCACACUCACUCACACACACAAUCCUAUUCACACUCAUUCUCUUUCUCCUUCUCACACUCGCACUCGCACUCGGAGACUUUCUUUAUGUAUAAAUUCGUCGCAACCCCAAAUCCAAAACCAAUACAACCAUUUUUAUUUUUGCUGCUUCAGAUUUUUCUUCCAAAUCCCUAGAAGAAGAAAAAAAUAAGAUUGAGAUUUUGCGAGAUGCCACCUCAGCUUCACCCACCUUCGCCGCCGGGCAGUCUCCGCCGCCUCGACGCCAAAAUCUGGCGAGCCUGUGCCGGCACCUCCGUCCAAAUCCCCAUCGUUUAUUCUAGGGUUUACUACUUCCCUCAAGGACACGUGGAGCAAUCCUCUCCUCCUCCGACUUUUCUCUCCCCUACCGUUCUCUCCAGGCCUCUCAUUUCUUGCCGAAUCUCCGCCGUUGAUUUCCUCGCCGAUCCAGUUACCGACGAGGUUUUCGCCAGGCUCCUCCUCCAACCUAUUCACGCUCAACAGAACUUCGUCGACUGUCCAUCGGAGCCUUCUAGGAGCCGAAACGACGUCGCCGCCGCUGCGGGUGAGGAUAAAAUCCUGUCCUUCGCGAAAAUUCUCACGCCGUCCGAUGCCAACAACGGCGGCGGAUUCUCCGUCCCGAGGUUCUGCGCCGACUCAAUCUUUCCUCCGCUGAACUACCAGGCAGAGCCGCCGGUGCAGACCUUGUCCGUCACCGACGUUCACGGCGUGGUCUGGGAAUUCCGUCACAUCUAUCGCGGAACUCCGAGGCGCCACUUGCUCACCACCGGCUGGAGCAAGUUCGUCAACCACAAGAAGCUCGUCGCCGGCGAUUCCGUCGUGUUCAUGAGGAACACGAGGGGCCAGAUGUUCGUCGGUGUCCGGCGCGCCGUGCGGUUUAACAACGACUGCGCCGCCGCCAGGUGGAGCUCGCAGAUAGGCGGCGGCACUACGCGGCUGAAGCCCGAGGACGAUAGUGCCUGUGCCAGAGACGGAUUCUCGAGGAGCGGGAUGGGGAAGUUAUCGGCUGAGGCGGUGGCGGAGGCCGCGGAGUUAGCGGCGCAGGGCUUACCAUUCGAGGUGGUGUAUUAUCCGAGGGCCGGGUGGUCGGACUUUGUGGUGAAGGCAGAAGUGGUUGAAGAAGCCUUGAAUGUGUUCUGGACCUCUGGGAUGAAAGUGAAGAUGGCAAUGGAGACUGAGGAUUCUUCCAGGAUGACGUGGUUUCAGGGAACGGUUUCGGCUGCUGUUGUUCCGGAUGGUGGGCCAUGGCAGGGCUCUCCUUGGCGCAUGCUUCAGGUCACAUGGGAUGAACCUGAAGUUCUGCAUAAUGCCAAGAGAGUGAGUCCUUGGCAAGUUGAGGUUCUUUCACCAACAGCACCUGUCCACACUGCAUUUCCCCCCACAAAGAAAUUCAGAACCCCUCAGAGCUCUGGUCAGCUAACUGAUGGAGAGGGUGAUCUUUUCUUUCCUUUCUCAGGAUAUACUAAUUCAACAAUGGGACACAUGAGCCAAACAUUGUUGAAUUAUAACAAUUUUCCUGCUAGCAUGCAGGGAGCCAGGCAAAAUCUAUUCAGCAAAUCCAGUUUAUCCAACUUCCUAAGUGAAAACAAUAUGUGCAUUGAUAAUUCCUUUGGCAACAACUCGGUGCCAAAGUUGAAAAGUGUGUCUACUGAGCUGAAUAUUGGAAGUUCACAGUCUGAAAACUUAUCACCUGAUAGCCAAAGUAGUAUGCACUCCUCCUUUGGAACUGAAUUCGUUGGAACCCAAUACUGCAGCUCACCAAAAGUUGGUACUGGGUCCUUUCAGUUGUUUGGUAAGAUUAUUCAUACGAAUCAGCCUGUUGAAAGUGGGUUCGAUGACAUUGGUUGUGCAGAAGAUGAUGGCAGUAAAGGGUACAACGAAACUGAUGACGUAAACAACCCACUAGAUCAUUCUUUGAAUUACACAAAACUGCUUGACAGGCUUGAUGUUCAAUGCCAGAGAGCCUCAGCUGUUGGGGCAUGUAAUUUGUGAACUAGUGGUUGCAUCUAUGUCAUGCAGAUAAAUAGCUGUACAGGUACUUAAGGCAGGCAGGAGGAAGCUGAUUACCAAUUGACUCUUCCAGUGGUCAUUAUGUUGGUUUAUUUUAGUUUUGCUAUGUUGGGAACUUGAAACUGUGGUAGACUUGGUUUUGGUUGUUUAACUCAAGGGUUAGAUGUCAGUGUGACAGAUGUUAUGCAAUAUUUCUAAUUGCGGUAGUUUGCCGUAUUUGUGGUAA